AUGAAUCAAUUUAAUAUUAGUAUUGAAAGUAAUAAGGAUAUUGGUAAUGAAAGUGAUAACAACAUUAAUAACAAAAGUGAUAAUGAUAUUAAUAAUGAAAGUGAUAACGAAUUUUAUAGCCAAGAAUCAAGUGAUCUUUUUUCUCAGACAAAU
This is a messenger RNA of Racocetra fulgida, 153 nucleotides long. The record is from the annotation of a GenBank genome assembly. Lineage: Eukaryota; Fungi; Glomeromycota; Glomeromycetes; Diversisporales; Gigasporaceae.